Messenger RNA from Phacochoerus africanus (Common warthog), 3294 nucleotides. RefSeq names its product solute carrier family 6 member 19 (gene SLC6A19). Gene Ontology annotation, biological process: sodium ion transmembrane transport. The record is from RefSeq and is a predicted model, not a curated record. Bases 23 to 1927 code for a protein of 634 amino acids. Gene Ontology annotation, cellular component: plasma membrane. The transcript is spliced from 12 exons. NCBI's taxonomy places the organism in Eukaryota, Metazoa, Chordata, Mammalia, Artiodactyla, Suidae.
GCCGGGAACCGCGGGGACCACCAUGGUGAGGCUGGUGCUGCCCAACCCGGGCCUGGAAGCCCGGAUCCCGUCGCACGCGCAGCUGGAGCACAUCGAGGUGGAGGAGGGCGGCUCCCGGCCCAAGUGGGACAACAAGGCCCAGUACAUGCUCACCUGUGUGGGCUUCUGCGUGGGCCUGGGCAACGUGUGGCGCUUCCCCUACCUGUGCCAGAGCCACGGUGGAGGGGCAUUUAUGAUCCCUUUCCUCAUCCUGCUGGUCUUGGAGGGGAUCCCGCUGCUGCACCUGGAGUUCGCCAUCGGGCAGAGGCUGCGCAAGGGAAGCGUGGGCGUCUGGAGCGCCAUCCACCCGGCGCUGAAGGGCUUGGGCGUGGCGUCCAUGUUCGUGUCCUUCAUGGUGGGUCUCUACUACAACACCAUCAUCGCCUGGGUCAUGUGGUACUUCUUCAACUCCUUCCAGGACCCUCUGCCCUGGAGCCAGUGCCCACUCAACGCCAACAAGACGGGCCACGUGGAGGAGUGCGCCCGCAGCUCGUCCGUGGACUACUUCUGGUACCGCGAGACCCUCAACAUCUCCACCUCCAUCAGUGCCUCGGGCUCCGUGCAGUGGUGGAUCCUGCUCUGCCUGACCUGCGCCUGGAGUGUGCUCUACGUGUGCACCAUCCGGGGCAUCGAGACCACCGGGAAGGCCGUGUAUGUCACCUCGACGCUGCCCUACGUCGUCCUGACCAUCUUCCUCAUCCGGGGCCUGACGCUGAAGGGGGCCGCCAAUGGCCUCGUCUUCCUCUUCACGCCCAACGUCACGGAGCUGGCCAACCCGGUCACGUGGCUGGACGCGGGGGCCCAGGUCUUCUACUCCUUCUCUCUGGCCUUCGGGGGCCUCAUCUCCUUCUCCAGCUACAACUCUGUCCACAACAACUGCGAGAUGGACUCGGUCAUCGUGUCCGUGAUCAACGGCUUCACGUCCGUGUACGCGGCCACCGUGGUCUACUCCAUCAUCGGCUUCCGUGCCACCGAGCGCUUCGACGACUGCUUCAGCGCGAACAUCCUGACGCUUAUCAACGGGUUUGACCUGCCCGAGGGCAACGUGACGCAGGAGAACUUCGCUGAGAUGCAGCAGUGGUGCAACGCCUCCGACCCCGCGGCCUUCGCGAGGCUGAAGUUCCAGACCUGCGACAUGAACUCCUUCCUCUCGGAGGGCGUGGAGGGCACCGGGCUGGCCUUCAUCGUCUUCACCGAGGCCAUCACCAAGAUGCCCGUGUCCCCUCUUUGGUCGGUGCUCUUCUUCGUCAUGCUCUUCUGUCUGGGCCUGUCGUCCAUGUUUGGGAACAUGGAGGGGGUGGUCGUGCCCCUGCAGGACCUCAAGGUCAUCCCCAAAACGUGGCCCAAGGAGCUGCUCACAGGCCUCAUCUGCUUGGGGACGUACCUCAUUGCCUUCAUCUUCACCCUGAACUCCGGCCAGUACUGGCUGUCCCUGCUGGACAGCUACGCCGGCUCCAUCCCCCUGCUCAUCAUCGCCUUCUUCGAGAUGUUCGCCGUCGUGUACGUGUACGGCGUGGACAGGUUCAACAGCGACAUCGAGUUCAUGAUCGGCCACCAGCCCAACCUCUUCUGGCAGGUCACGUGGAGGGUGGUCAGCCCGCUGCUCAUGCUGGUCAUCUUCCUCUUCUUCUUCGUGAUCCAGGUCAACCAGGAGCUGAUAUACAGCGUCUGGGACCCAGCCUAUGAGGAGUUCCCCAAAUCCCAGAAGGUCAAGUACCCGAGCUGGGUAUACGCCGUGGUGGUCCUCGUGGCCGGGGUGCCCUGCCUCAUCAUCCCCGGCUUCGCCAUCUACAGGCUCAUCAGGGACCGCUACCAACGGCCCGGGGACCGCCAGGGGCUGGUCAGCGCGCUGUCCACAGCCUCUGUGAACGGGGACCUGAAGGCCUGAGCAGCCCAGCCCUCGGUUUGAGGGGGCUGGGCUGCACGUGUGUGUGAGCGUGUGUGCGUGGGCAUGAGUGUGCCCUGUGUGAGGGUGUGUGCCCAUGACUGUUUGCAUGUGAGCGUGUGCUGUGUGAGUGUGCACAGGUGUGAGUGUUGCCUACAUAUGUACAUGUGCAUGUGUGAGCAGACAGGCACGUGCCAGGGCAUGUGACUGCGUCGUGUGUGUGUGUGUGUGUGUGUGUGUGUGUGUGUGUGAGUGUGUGUGCACAAAAGGAAGGAGGGGACCCUCCUGGUGUGGGUACACACCUCCAUGUGCAUAUGUGCACGUGAGCCAGUGCAUGUAUGUGAUGCCUCUGUGCUGUGCACACAUGUGUUUGUGUGUGUGUGCGCGUGCAGCACACACGCCUGCCGGGGGGCCCAGCCUCCCCGCCCCUGCUCUGAGGGUGAGUGGGGGUGGGGCACCUGCCGCGGGCAUCCUGCUCCUCCGGGCCGGGAGCGGUCCCACCGCCCCCGCCCCUGCCCCUUGCUGUCGCCUCCUGAUCUAGGGGUUCCCACGGAAGGUCCAGGCUCCUCUGUGACAGGGAACAUCCUUGUCAAGCCCCGUCCAGGACAGCCUGGUGGGCGUGUGAAGGUGGCGCCGCCCGCCCCUGGCCGUGAAGCUUCCUGAGUCUUGGCUACACCCCGCGUAGUGAGUGUGACCCACGGAGUCAGUGCGUCUGGCCGCCGCGCGUGGACGAGCCGUUACGUGAGGCUCCCCUUGGUACCGUGAGGCAGAAACCCCUUUGCCUCUUCCUGAAGCUCAUCAACUGCGUGAAUGUUUACCCAGAUGUUACAGGGUAACCCGGCCUUGGCUGCGAGGUGCACGGUCUGUGUGCCCGGAGCAGCGCCAGGGACCGUGAAGGCCAGAAGCCUGUCCGCCUGGUGCCACAGCCAAGGCCGCGUUGGCUCUUCCCGCCCAUCGAGGAAGGGAUGCGCCGUCUGACUGCAGACGCGGUUACGCCGCGCCUGGGUGUUUGUGUCGGAACUGGUCACCUCGGCUUCUGUGCAAAACCUGGACGUUUACAUUAAACGGGACCUUCCGAGGGUCUCCACGCAGGAUGGAGGCCCGAGGGGGCCAUGCCCUCACCCCCGAGACCCCGCCAGCCUCUGCGGCCCCCACCGCCUCCGCUCCCUGGAGCAUCCCGACCCUCCCCUGGGAAAACCUGUCAGGGACCCUGCGGAUCCCCCACCCCAGGCGUGGCGGGCCCGGGGGGCCAGUCCGUCUUCAUCUGCCCCCGGGCGAGGGCUUCCUUUCGGUGUUUUGCAGAUGGGUAGAAAUGCACGUUGGGUGGGUGUCUCGUGUCCCUGUCUGAAUAAAUCACCCCCUUUCAUAUC